Molossus molossus (Pallas's mastiff bat) is the source of this 1293-nucleotide messenger RNA. RefSeq names its product malate dehydrogenase 1 (gene MDH1). The record is from RefSeq and is a predicted model, not a curated record. Gene Ontology annotation, biological process: malate metabolic process; tricarboxylic acid cycle; oxaloacetate metabolic process. Gene Ontology annotation, cellular component: mitochondrion; cytosol. Lineage: Eukaryota; Metazoa; Chordata; Mammalia; Chiroptera; Molossidae. Gene Ontology annotation, molecular function: L-malate dehydrogenase (NAD+) activity. The transcript is spliced from 9 exons. Bases 82 to 1086 code for a protein of 334 amino acids.
GACUCGGUCUCGCGGUAGAGGUGACCCGAUCCCUGGAUCCUCGUUUUGCAGGUGCUGAAAUUGUCGGCGCAAUUCCCAAUCAUGCCUGAACCAGUCAGAGUCCUUGUGACUGGAGCAGCUGGUCAAAUUGCAUAUUCAUUGCUGUACAGUAUUGGAAAUGGAUCUGUCUUCGGUAAAGACCAGCCUAUAAUUCUUGUGCUGUUGGAUAUCACUCCCAUGAUGGGUGUCCUGGACGGGGUCCUAAUGGAACUGCAAGACUGCGCCCUUCCCCUUCUGAAAGAUGUCAUCGCAACAGAUAAAGAAGAGGUUGCCUUCAAAGACCUAGAUGUGGCUAUUCUUGUGGGCUCCAUGCCAAGAAGGGACGGCAUGGAGAGGAAAGAUUUACUCAAAGCAAAUGUGAAAAUCUUCAAGUCACAGGGUACAGCCUUGGAGAAAUAUGCCAAGAAGUCAGUUAAGGUCAUCGUGGUGGGAAACCCAGCCAAUACCAACUGCCUGACUGCCUCUAAAUCUGCACCGUCCAUCCCCAAGGAGAACUUCAGUUGCUUGACUCGUUUGGAUCACAACCGAGCUAAAGCUCAGAUUGCUCUUAAACUUGGUGUGACUUCUGAUGAUGUAAAGAAUGUCAUUAUCUGGGGAAACCAUUCCUCAACUCAGUAUCCAGAUGUCAACCAUGCCAAGGUGAAACUGCAGGGGAAGGAAGUUGGUGUUUAUGAAGCUCUGAAAAAUGACAGCUGGCUCAAGGGAGAUUUCAUCACAACUGUGCAGCAGCGUGGCGCUGCUGUCAUCAAGGCUCGGAAACUGUCCAGUGCAAUGUCUGCUGCAAAAGCCAUCUGUGACCACGUCAGAGACAUCUGGUUUGGAACCCCAGAGGGAGAGUUCGUGUCCAUGGGCAUUAUCUCUGAUGGCAACUCCUACGGUGUUCCCGAUGAUCUGAUCUACUCAUUCCCUGUUACAAUCAAGAAUAAGACAUGGAAAAUUGUUGAAGGUCUCCCUAUUAAUGAUUUCUCACGUGAGAAGAUGGAUCUUACUGCAAAGGAACUCAAAGAAGAAAAAGAAACUGCCUUUGAAUUUCUUUCCUCUGUCUGACUAGACAAUCAUUUCAAUGUUACUAAAUACCCCAAUGCUGAAGGAUCUAAAUGUCGUCUUUGACUCUAGUACCAAGUAAUAAUAAUGCUAUACUUAAAUCACUUGUGAAAAACAACACAUUUUGAAGAUUAUGUGCUUCUCGGUACAAAUUUGUGACAGUUUAUCAUCAUGUUAUUAGUGUUGCAUUCUAAAUAAAAUAUAUAUUCA